This is a messenger RNA of Lactuca sativa (garden lettuce), 393 nucleotides long. The record is from RefSeq and is a predicted model, not a curated record. NCBI's taxonomy places the organism in Eukaryota, Viridiplantae, Streptophyta, Magnoliopsida, Asterales, Asteraceae.
AUGGCUUCCUCCUACAGCAUCUCAUCCUCCCUCAAUCGAUCAAGCAAGAAAUCCACAGUGAAUGAUCCAAAAACUUGUGAUUGUGGGUUCCCUGCACGUAUUCUAACAUCAACAACACCAAAGAAUCCAGGGAGGCAUUUCAUGGUGUGCAAUGAAGGUAAAUGCAAAUAUUGGAAAUGGUUGGAUGUAGAACUUGUACAGAUGCCUCUGAUGGAAGUGGUGGAGGGAAUGAAAGCUGAAUUAGUAGCAUUGAAGACCGAAGUAGAGAAGGUGAAGGAAGACAUGGAACAGAUGAAGAAGGAAAAGUACUCUGAUGUCAUUGCAAUGAAGGAGAAACUAUAUAAGUUUACCAUUGGAUUUCUUUUUCUGAUCAUCGUGUAUAUGAUGAAAUGA